This is a messenger RNA of Quercus robur (English oak), 570 nucleotides long. RefSeq lists its product as uncharacterized. The record is from RefSeq and is a predicted model, not a curated record. Lineage: Eukaryota; Viridiplantae; Streptophyta; Magnoliopsida; Fagales; Fagaceae. Bases 1 to 570 code for a protein of 189 amino acids. The transcript has a single exon.
AUGAACAAAGCGUUAAGCCAGGUUUCCAAAUCACCCUUCACAAGGAAUAUAGAGGAUGCAAAUCUUCCUUGGCAAUUUCACCAGCCUACAUUCACCCUAUAUAAUAGUCGGACAGACCCAGUAGAACACGUUAGCCAUUUCAGCCAAAGGAUGGCCAUCUACUCUAGAGAUGAGGCUUUGAUGUGUAAGGUCUUUCCAUCAAGCUUGGGCCCGGUGGCAAUGACAUGGUUCAACGGUUUAAGAGCUAACUCUAUCGAUUCCUUCAAGAAACUUACCUGGGCUUUUGGCGCUCACUUUAUUACCUGCAGCAGGGUUCCUCGACCUUUGGGGUCCUUGUUGUCUAUGUCCAUGCGAGAAGGUGAGACUCUUAAAACUUAUUCAGAUAAAUACUGGGAAAUGUUUAAUGAGAUAGAGGGAGAGCAUGACGAUGUGGCUAUAAGUACUUUCAAGGCUGGUAUUCCAGCUGAGCAUGAUUUGAGGAAAUCUCUAAUUGGUAAACCUGUUACUAGUGUACACCAAUUGAUGGAUCGGAUUGACAAGUACAGAAGAGUAGAAGAAGACCAACUGUAG